CCGCUUUUGACAUUGCAGCAAUGCUUUGGCUCUUGCUGGUGAUACCAGCACUCUUGUUGAUGAUUCUUCGACUUUUUGCGGCCGAUGUCUACGACGCAGUGAUUGUUUGGAUGACGGCCCGGUGGUAUCAGGUGGUCUUUCAGCGCCUGCAGCGGGGAAAUCGAAUUCUUGACGUCGGUAUCGGAACUGCCACAGCUUUGGUCAAGAACAAGGCCGAACUCUUGGAUCGACACUUGUCGGUGGUUGGAAUCGACUACGAGGCUGCCUAUGUCCGAAAAGCCGAGGCAGUUUUGAAAGAGGCAGACCUUUGGCGCCCAGCACCGGAUGGCACUGAGGGAUAUCGGCCUGGAGAGUUCUACUGCCGUGUGCUGGAACGCUCCAUCUACGAUGAAGGUUUGUCGGAGCUGUGCUACGAGGCAAGUGACAAAGAGAAGCCAAAGGGUGCUGUUCCAGAGGACCUGCGCUUUGAUGCAGUCUAUUUCUCUGGUUCCUUGACAGUGAUGCCAGAUCCUCCAAGUGCGCUGAAAGCAGUGCUGCCGUUGAUGAAGCGAGACGGUCAGAUCUUCAUCACCCAGACCUUUCAGAAGAAACAUUCUCCCUUGAUGGCCUUCAUCAAGCCCCUGAUGAAGUACAUUACGACAAUCGAUUUUGGACAGCUCACCACGGAGGAUGACUUGGCCCGCAUCAUCGCGGAAGCCGAUUGCUUCGAAACCGUGGAGAAUGAAGCCAUCAGUGGCUCCAUCAACAACCACCUCCAAACAGCGAGACUGGUGAUCCUCAAAGCCAAGCCGAAGGCAAAAUGAGUGCUCAAUGCGCGUCUCAAGUGAUCCUGCUGAAAAGCUUGUUUUCUCAAGAAGAGAAAUCGAAGCGAAAGGAGGAAGAGCUAGCACUCCCUCCCCGUAGAGUGUGUAGAGUGUAGGUUAUUUAAUUUUCAAUGUCAUUUCAGCACCCUCAACAACUGCGGGUCUUUGCCUGCAAGGUAAAAAAAAAUGGCACACCUGAAGUAGUGGC
This is a messenger RNA of Cladocopium goreaui, 1011 nucleotides long. Lineage: Eukaryota; Dinophyceae; Suessiales; Symbiodiniaceae. The record is from the annotation of a GenBank genome assembly.